This is a messenger RNA of Ambispora leptoticha, 490 nucleotides long. The record is from the annotation of a GenBank genome assembly. Lineage: Eukaryota; Fungi; Glomeromycota; Glomeromycetes; Archaeosporales; Ambisporaceae.
CAAAAAAAAUUACAAAAACUUAUGGCACAAAAAGGUCAAGCAAGUCCGAGAGUUCAUUUUUUCCACAUCACUCCUCCUACUGAGCGGAAUAGCAAAUACCAAGCAAAAGAAGUUUAUGAAGAAAAUGCUCGUGCUUUUGACACUUGGGAAGAGGCUUUAAAUGAAGUUAAAAGACGCUUAAAAGAAGUGGAGAGGCUGGACACAUUGUGGUUCAUGAUGAAUUCGGACGAUCUAAUUUCUACUAAGAAUAGGGGUUCGACUAAACCUAGCGAAAUAUUAAUUCCACAAGAAAAUAAAGCACAAAUAGAAGAAAUUAGAGAAAUUGAAAAUAAAGAGUUAGAGCCGCAAAAGAAAGAGUUUGAAAACAAAGAAAGUAAGUCGACAGUUGCAACAGUUGCCGAAAAUGCAAAGGUAGCAGUCAUUCCUACGGUUCAUGCUUCCGAUAAAGAUGAUGAUGACCAUGAUUUUGAGGCUAAGAUAGUUGACAGAA